UUCUGUCAUGGAACAAAGUGCAGAAAUUCUUUUUACUUUGAGUCCAAGUGAAGUUCUGAAUCUGAAGGAAGGUAUUAAUUUCUUGAGAAAUAAGGAAUAUGGCAAAAAUUAUAUCAUAUUUAAGGAUAAGCAUUCCAUGCGAGCAUGUAAAAAUAUGUGCAAACACCAAGGAGGACUAUUUGUGAAGGAUAUUGAGGACUUAGAUGGCAGAGUUGUCAAAUGCUCAAAGCACAACUGGAAGUUAAAUGUCUGCUCUAUGAAGUAUGUCAACCCUCCUGACAGCUUCGAACAGGAUGAAUUAGUCAUAGAGGAGACAGAUGAUGGAAGACUGCAACUACUGGAACUUCAACCACCUGAUCCAUGGGAAAUAGAACCACGGCCUGAAGAGAGCAUCAAACCUGGGGAAGUACAGAUUACCUACUUGACCCAUGCUUGUAUGGAGCUAAAACUGGGUGACAAAAAAAUGAUCUUUGAUCCCUGGCUGAUGGGACCUGCUUUUUCAAGGGGCUGGUGGUUACUCCAUGAACCCCCAUCAGAUUGGCUGGACAGAAUUUGCACAGCUGACUUGAUUUAUAUAAGUCAUAUGCAUUCAGAUCAUCUUAGCUACUAUACUUUGGAGAAGGUGUCCAAGAAAAAGGCUGAUAUUCCAAUUUAUGUGGGAAAUACAUCCAGGCCCGUAUUCUGGUACCUGAAUAGAAGUGGAGUAACAUUAACAAAUAUUAACAUUGUUCCAUUUGGAGUGUGGCAAAAGGUUAAUGAGAACCUCAGAUUUAUGAUACUUAUGGAUGGGAUUCAUCCUGAAAUGGAUACUUGCAUCAUUGUUGAAUACAAAGGACAUAAGAUAUUGAAUACUGUAGACUGCACCAGACCAAAUGGAGGAAGACUGCCUAAAAAUGUAGAUGUUAUGAUGAGUGAUUUUGCAGGAGGAGCUUCUGGGUUCCCAAUGACGUUCACUGGUGGAAAAUAUACUGAAAGCUGGAAAGCUGAUUUUAUCAAAACAGAAAGGAAGAAGCUUUUGAAUUACAAAGCAAACCUUGUAAAAGAUUUGCAGCCCAAGGUCUACUGCCCAUUUGCAGGUUAUUUCACAGAAGCACAUCCAUCUGAUAGGUAUAUCAAGGAGACAAAUACUAAAAUUUCAGCAGAGGAGCUUAACAAUACAAUAAGAAAGUUAACAACUACUGUCUCUACCUGGACCCCAAAACCAGGAGCUACGCUCGACUUAGCAAGAAUUCUUCAGGACCCUACAGACAGCCAAGCUAUAACUGAUCCUCCAGCUAAAACAAAAAUCUACAAAGAUGACUGGGGCUUUGAUAUUUAUAUAAAUGCCAUUGAUGCUUCAAUAAAUGAUGAAAUUUUUAAACAUCAGACAUGGAUGCAGUUUUACUUCAGAUGGGCUGGAUUUCAGGGUUAUGACCUUGUGGUACGAGUGAUUGAAACUGAUGAGGACUUCAAUAAUCAUCCCGAUGGGUAUAACUUCUUGGUUUACUUUAAAGACCUUACAUUUCCAUCAGAUAGACCUGCUCUUGUCCACCGCUAUGAAGAAGUGAAGUGUCGGAUAGGAGUCCUACGGCAUGCGGUCAAGCAUGGUUUGCUGUGGGAUGAUCUAUAUAUUGGUUACCAAACCAGACUGAGCCGGGAUCCAGAUGUCUACCAUCACCAAUUCUGGAACCAUUUUCAGAUUAAACUUCCACUCCAACCUCCCAACUGGGACAGUUUCUUGAAAGACAACAAAUCUUCUCCAUAGGAUUGGUCAUUUAUUUGCUGCAAAGAAAACAACAUUAAAAGCCUAGCAACAUGCACUUAUGCAAAUCAAAAUGUUGGAUUUCAUGCCUUAUGUGUGGCAUUUUGAACAUUGUGGUGUCCUGCCUCAGCAAUGUUGCUGGAUACAAAGAACCAGAAAAAAAAAAGCACUUGAAUAUAUUAAGUGGCACAUUUUAAAUCCUUGCAAAACAUUCAACCUCUCAGAAGUAUGUUUUCACUUAUUUAUUCUUUCUUUGUUCGAUACAGUCAAAGUUUCAUCUGUGCCAACAGAACAGAAUAGUAAAGGCAUGCAUUAAAAUGUUUAGAAUAUAUAGAGAAUAUUGAUUUGUGUUUUAAUCCUGGAAAUGCAUUAUACUGAGAACAUUAGUAUUUCAUAAAGUC
Messenger RNA from Protopterus annectens (West African lungfish), 2142 nucleotides. RefSeq names its product cytidine monophosphate-N-acetylneuraminic acid hydroxylase-like. NCBI's taxonomy places the organism in Eukaryota, Metazoa, Chordata, Ceratodontiformes, Protopteridae. The record is from RefSeq and is a predicted model, not a curated record. The coding region runs from base 8 to 1744 and encodes 578 amino acids. The transcript is spliced from 13 exons. Gene Ontology annotation, molecular function: 2 iron, 2 sulfur cluster binding.